AUGACGCACCGUCUGCACCAGCUCAAGAUGGAGAGCGUUUCGACUAUGGCCAAGCAUCUGGACGAUUUCGACGAGCUUAUCGUCGGAUUGAAGACACUGGAAGAGCCCGUCGAUGAAGCUCGACAGCUGGAAGUGCUAGUAAGCACUUCGUUCUGA
Peronospora matthiolae is the source of this 156-nucleotide messenger RNA. Lineage: Eukaryota; Oomycota; Peronosporomycetes; Peronosporales; Peronosporaceae. The record is from the annotation of a GenBank genome assembly.